AUUCAAAGCAGCUGCUAUUUUGCACCUAGUGUAUCCAGAAUGCCGCAACUGAUCAGUAUUUCUUUGUUUGUAGUUUUCUUUGGUGCCAAUACACUAGCUGAUCCCAUUGCAUGUGAUAAUCCAAACAAUAAGGUACAACUGCAAAGUGUUUCGAGUAGUUGUAAUAGAUUUCUGGUCUGCGUCUUAAACACCGGCACGGAGAUCGCCUGUCCGAACGGGUUAUAUUUCGACCAGAACGACGGAAAAUGUGACAAACCUGAAAAAGUCCUAUGUUACAAAUCGGAUGAUGAGGAAAACUGCCAUCCAGCAUGUGUUGGGGAUGCGGAAAAUGUAGCACACAAUGAGAAAUGUGAAAAAUACAUAUCGUGCGUGAAUGGUUGCGAUGGAACAAUGAAAACAUGCCCCGCAGGAUUGUAUUUCAACCCAAUUUUGUUGGAGUGCGACACACCAGACCACGCCGAAUGCCUGUUGAAUAUAUGUGCAGAUAACGCGGAUGAGAAGUGGAUAAUCGUUGGAAGCAUCAACAGUUGCAGGAGGUACUAUUUCUGUUUCGGAAAAACUGUAAUUCCGCAAAAUUGCGCAUAUGGAACAUUUUUUGAUCCGACAACGCUCCGCUGUGAACUUGACUCUGUGACCAAUCCAUGUGACGUAAAUCGUUUGCCAACGCCUCCCGAUUCUGUGAUUGAACUGUGCAAACCGGAUGCCGAAUUAGAGUAUAUUCCACACCCUGAUGAUCGGACUGUUUACUUCCGGUGCCUAAACGGGAACCUCACUGUGCGUCAGUGCCCACCAGGGCUAGUUUUCGAUAAUAGAUUGCAACAGUGUAACUUCCCGGGUGCCGUUGUAUAGCCGUACUUCUAGAAUAGUUGAUAAAUA
Messenger RNA from Toxorhynchites rutilus septentrionalis, 876 nucleotides. Its product is annotated as peritrophin-1-like. The transcript has 3 exons. Gene Ontology annotation, cellular component: extracellular region. NCBI's taxonomy places the organism in Eukaryota, Metazoa, Arthropoda, Insecta, Diptera, Culicidae. Bases 40 to 849 code for a protein of 269 amino acids. Gene Ontology annotation, molecular function: chitin binding. The record is from RefSeq and is a predicted model, not a curated record.